GAGACUCAUGGACCUCCCCCUCUUCCUCUGAUGCCAUCUGACUGCCUCCCCUUCCCAGGAGUGAGAGCCCAUCCUCGUCUUUCACGUUCCUUCCCGAAGCCAAGAGAUGGAGCCCCCCGAGGUGACCAUCAUCGAAGGUGUGGGGGACGAGGUGACGGUGGUGGCUGGCAUGGUCAUCCUCAUCACAGCCCUGGUCCUCUCGUGGCUUUCCACAUACGUCGCGGAUGGUGGCAAUCCUCUUCUGGGGGCGGUCGUGGCCGCUGGAGACUCGUCGGUGAUCCACCUGAGCCCCAUCGACCACUACGUGGGGAAUUCCGUGGUCUCUGAACACUCCGAGCCCCAGGGCGCCACGGAAGGUGCGGAAGAGAAGGCGGAAGAGGGCUCGGCCCCUGACUCAGGCCCUGCCGUCGAGCAAGGGGACAGCAGCGGUGGCUCGGACGCAACCCUAGACCGCCUGCUGGACAUUCAGGGCCUCCCCCAAAGGACCUUUCCUAGCGUGGCCGUCUCCCCGGAGCAUCAGGGCUCUCCCCAAACAGCACCUGUCCCGGAGGAGAGCGAAUCUGAUUCAGGGUUUAUCAAAGUGCGCCUCAAAUUCCUCAACGAUACGGAGGAGGUGGCCACGGUGAGGCCGGAGGACACUGUUGGCAUCCUCAAGAGCAAAUACUUUCCAGGCCAGGAAAGCCAGAUGAAGUUUAUCUACCAGGGCCAGCUUCUGCAGGACCAGGCCCGGACGCUCCGCUCCCUCAACAUCCUGGACAACUGCGUCAUCCACUGCCACCUCUCCCAGGCCGCCAUCUCGGCCAUCCCGGACGCGGCAGGGGCCCCCUCGGAGGCCGGAGGGGUGGCCCUGAACAUGGGCAACCUGAUGAUCCCCGUCUUCGUGGUGAUGCUGGCCAUCAUCUGGUACUUCCGCCUCAACUACCGCCAGCUGUUCACGGCCCCGGCCACCAUCUCCUUAGUUGGGGUGACUGUCUUCUUCAGCUUCCUCGUUUUCGGGAUGUACGGACGGUGAGCCGCCGGGGGGGAAAUGCCUCGGCCAGCUCUUAAACUCGGACCCUCUUAUUUUCGUACUUCUUCUCUCGUUUACCCUGCCAGUCAUUGGGGGGUGGGGUGGGGUGGGGGGGGAGCUCUUAUCCAGAAUUCAGCGUUAACGGAAGACAGUGAGAGGAAGUAGCCCCUCGGACUUUUCAAUUUAAAAACCACAGAAGUUCAGUAAACCUUUUCAAAGCUGUCCGGUUUGGGUGUUUUGGAAGACUGAUGGGAAAAGGCAGGCAGAGGCGGGACGGCGAUUAGGGCAGUCCCGGUUGGCUUGCUUUUGGGCUUCCCACCACCUACCCCAGGUAUCAAACACCAUCCCCAGCGACUUGAAAGCCUUGCCUAGAUGUGUUUGGAUUUCUCUCCUACCCUGGGGGGGGAACGUGGCUUCGUCUCACAGUGUUUUUUUCUAGCCACAGUUCUGAGGACCUGGAAUUCACCUAGUAUCCAGAAGUGUGUGUCAGAGAGCCUGAUUGUGGCGUAGCCUGGCUUUUGCCACUCACAUGUUUAGAGACCACCUUUGAGCCUCCCGCCAGAGGGAAGGGCUUCUAGCCAAGCAUUUGCCUCUUCUUUUGCCGCUGCUUCAGAAAACAUAGACUGAAUGACCUUGGCACAGGCUAUCCUGCUGCAUUCUACUACAACCCAUUAUGUGAGUGUCACAUAAUGAUUCCUCGCUCUCUCCCCGACAACAGCCGUGCAGCGCUAAUGCCUCCAGCCCUUCCCUGGGGGUUGAGCAGAGAGUGCCUCCCCUAUCCUCCCCUGUCCUUAGGCCACAUUCUGAAGGUGCCCGGCCAGACCUUAACUGCGUGGACUCCGCACUCAGAACCGCGCUCUCGCUCUGCCCUCUCUGCAGUCCUACGCAAAGCCGAAGAGCAGCCAUGCCACCACUUCCCGAGAGAGUUCUCAAAAACGUUGCUGACAGCUGGGACCGUUUGCACAGCAUCCUGUUUGCUGUGUAGGACGAUGCCAGCUGCAAUUCGGGUCUACCUGUCCAUUCCUCGUAAUCAGGUUACAUAGUUUGCAUGAGUGGAUGUCGUACCAGACAGUGGCCGAGGUCUUCCCCUUUGAGGAACAGCCUCCAGGGGGAGGGAUUUGCUAAGAAGUUGUCCCUUUGCUGCCUGAAGUCCAGCUGGAACUGGGUGCAGGGAUCAAGGUACUGCCUUAGGCAUCACUGCAGAGUUCAGCAACUAAAAGGCAGUCUGGGGCUGAGCUCUUUGCAGCUCGGCACCCACGGAACGAUCGAUUCUUUAGCAUCACGGCGGACUCCGGCAUCAUCUUAAGUCACGAGCCGGCCAUCUUCCCCCUCCCCUCCCCACCCCUUCCCCCAAUCUCUUAGAUACAAUCCAAGUCAAAAUAUUUUUCAAAAACCCUCUCUCUUUACUGGUGAGGAGGAGGACAUUGAAGGAAGCCCCUGCUGGAGAGGCAGCAACCCAGAAAGUCCCACCUCGGGGCCACAUGAGUUGAGGAAAAACUAACGACUAAAUGCUGGCCGCCGCUUGAAAACUCGGGCGUUUUAAGUUUAUCGAAUGGAGGUAUUCUGUAAACCUGUAAUUAAUACACAAGUGUCUGGAAAGUAUUAUAGCAAACAUCUGUGCAGAUUAAACUCACCCCUUUCCUCCCAACAGUUAGUUCCAAUUGCAUGUGAGGCGAAGAGGGGCUCCUUUAAACCGUUCUGCGGCAAGUCAGAACCUCCCGCAAGCCACCAGGCAGGCAGGCUUUUGCAGGUGGGAGCACCGCUUCUUUUCUCCUCCAGCGUGCCACAGAUGACUUGACCAGCAGGCUGAUAUUUUGGUUUUCAUUGGGGCAGAGGACAGGUGGGGAAAAGCACUAGCAGCUGUUUGACCUUUGCAAAGCAGGGUUAGUGGGCGGGGGUCUCCGUGUUCAGCACAGCUCCGUUCUUUGUGCGUGAUGACUGGAAGCAAAGCAAAAAAGACGGUCGCCCCUAUAUGCCGUUCCCCUCCACACCCCUUUCUCAGUUCACACGGAUGGCAGAGAUGGCCUUUCCGCCCCACCUGGUGGGCUAGAACACCAGCCUCCAGCCCACAGGCCGGCAACCUUGGGUGUGUCCCAGAGAGCCCCUGUAAAGUGGCUGCCGUGGGGGAAAGACCCCCCUUGCGGAAAAGUGUGGGAAAG
Gekko japonicus is the source of this 3168-nucleotide messenger RNA. It is a transcript of the gene TMUB2, whose product is annotated as transmembrane and ubiquitin-like domain containing 2. The transcript has 2 exons. Bases 107 to 1012 code for a protein of 301 amino acids. The record is from RefSeq and is a predicted model, not a curated record. Lineage: Eukaryota; Metazoa; Chordata; Lepidosauria; Squamata; Gekkonidae. Gene Ontology annotation, molecular function: protein binding.